Messenger RNA from Rhopilema esculentum, 2750 nucleotides. RefSeq names its product paired box protein Pax-6. NCBI's taxonomy places the organism in Eukaryota, Metazoa, Cnidaria, Scyphozoa, Rhizostomeae, Rhizostomatidae. The record is from RefSeq and is a predicted model, not a curated record. Gene Ontology annotation, biological process: anatomical structure development; regulation of transcription by RNA polymerase II. Gene Ontology annotation, molecular function: RNA polymerase II cis-regulatory region sequence-specific DNA binding; DNA-binding transcription factor activity, RNA polymerase II-specific.
CGGCGAGGGUGGAAAUAGCAGGGACAUCAUACAACUGCUUUAAACAUGGGCACCCUUGUUCACUGCUUACAUCUUCAGGGUGGUUAUCUAUUCAAAUCAAAUAGAAACAAAAGGAUAACAAUUCGGAGUAAGACGGGAAAACGUCAGAUGGUUGCCAUUUUGAUGAUAUAAUUUCUUUAAUCCAACGUAAAAGAUUGCUAAUACAAAGGAGUUAGCAACCACAUAAAUUUAGUGGCAAUGCCAAUAUGCUGAUCAGUUAUUUGAUUGGUUGUCAGGAGCACUUGAAAUCGGAUAAAGAAUUCAAAUCAAAGUUGAGCAAAGAGAAGAUCAAGAAGGGUGCAGAGCACGUCAAAGCAGUCAUGUCUAGCUAUGAUUAUUACAGAAGCAACCCGACACCUUACAGUCGGUAUAGCGGUGCCUAUUUUAGCGGUAGACCAUUGACCGAAGCAGUACGACAGAAUAUUGUGGAAAUGGCGCUUCGUGGGUACAGGUCAUGUGAAAUCUCAAGACAGAUGCUAGUAUCUCAAGGGAGUGUCAGCAAAAUACUCGGCCGUUAUUUUGAUGCUGGGAAUGUAUACUCUGGAGCAAUAGGCGGAAGCAAGCCAAAGGUAGCUACGCCGGAAGUCACUUUGAAGAUUGAAGAAUACAAAAUGCAAAAUUCUACAAUUUUUGCCUGGGAGAUCAGAGAAAAACUAAUCAAAGAUGGCGUCUGUAGUGCAGAUAAUUGUCCUAGUGUCAGCUCUAUUAACCGAAUUCUUCGUAAAACUGCAACUGAACGGUCCGUGAGACGUGCGUUGUUGGAGCAUGAGCAAGAUUUGUUGCUACGAAGUCACUAUGAAAAUAGAUAUAUGUCAUCUCCAAAUGGCCGACCUUGCUGCUCAAAAUUUUGUGGAAAUCACUUUCAAGUAGCAGUUUCCCCAAAUAAUAAUUCUAGAAACUAUUCUUCAGCUCAAGAACAUCAUGUAUCUUCGACUGGGAGUAUUGGAUUGCAUUCAACACAAGAAGAUCAUUUCGACAACCAAAUGAAGGAAGAACAGUUAAGGCAAAAUGUGGAUAAAGAAGUUCCAGAUUAUAACGGAAGAAGUAAAAAAAGAGAGGCCUACAACUUAUAUAGUCCUUGGAGAAACGACAACGGAGAAAGACAUAAAUAUCCUAAAGAGGAAAGAAAGUCUCCAGAGCACAUUGAAGCUAUCAAAACGAUUGAGAGCCCAGUCUCCGUUAGAUCAGAAAGUCUUUGGCAGCAAAAAAUGCAAAAUGAAGAAGAUCAAGAUGAACUGUCAACAGAUGAAAAUGAUGCGAGCAGCAGUAAACACGAAGCUCCAAUACCUCCUCACGUAAAUCCAAGGCGGAAGGUGAGAAGAAGCCGAACAACAUUCGCCUCAAAACAGCUGAAUGUCCUGGAAGAGGAGUUUAGAAAAUGCCACUAUCCAGAUGUCAACACAAGAGAAGACGUUGCAGAAAAGAUUGGCAUGUCUGAAGCCCGCGUGCAGGUGUGGUUUUCAAAUCGUCGGGCAAAAUGGAGAAGACACCAACGCAUUCAGCCACCCCAAACAUCAUCCACACGCACUGUCUAUCGGCCAAUUUUCUCAGCUGACAGGCAAUGUUUAUCGUGUCAUAUUGGAUGCGGUGAAAGAAUUGUACAGAAUACCCAGGUUGAAAGACAGCGAAACACACAGUUGGGAAGCGGAUAUCCGUGCUCAUGCGAGCAGCGUCUCUGAAACGUUCUUUAGUUUCGUACUCGAAAGAUUGAAGAAAGACUUUAAAAUUGAUUCCAUACAUUCUUAUUUAUAGCUUUUGUUCGUUUAUUGUAAAUGUUUUGAGUAUUAAAUUUUAUAUCAAUGCGUAAGUGCUCAGCAACAUUGAUAAGUGCUCAAAAAGGUUCACAACAUCCUGAAGUAAAAAUAUUACUGAAGUGACAAUUGACAGAUUUUAUGCAUUUUUGUUGUUGGUUUAACAACUCACAAGGAAGUGAUUGGCUUGUGCUUCCUUGAAUAUCAUCUCCCAAUGCUACCUUCUGGGACCCUAUAUUUGGAACUUGCAUCGAUGUUAUACACUGAAAAUACUAAAUGCCAAGAUAAGGGCUUAAAUAUUGAUUACUUUUAAUUACCUUAAAUAUUGAUUGGGAAGUUCUCCGUUAAGGAUUUUGAUGGCGGUUCAAACUGGAAACAAUAAUAAAAAACAUGCAAAGCUAAUCAUUGCUUAUUGUGAUUGAAACUUCUUAACUUCUUGCAACUUUGUUUGAGAAUUUUCACUUAUGCUGUCUUUGAAGUGUUGUAGAUAAUUAUCACGAACUGAAAAAUAAUGCCAACAUAAGCUGCGAAGAUCUAACUAAGGCAGAAUCAAGUGUAGCAAAUUUUGCUUUUUAUUGCUUUGCGAAAUACACACAUGUUAGAUCUUGACCAAUGCAUGUUAAAGGCAACAUAGAGACUACCCUUGUGCGAUAAUUGUUGUGACAUAUAAUCGCAUAUGGAGGAACUAAUAACUCUUAGGCGAUUGCUUACGUAAAAGAGAUUAUCUAAACGCUUCAAAUGAUUGAAUUAAUUUGAAUUUAAAAAUUUAAAUUUACUGGGCGUAUUAUGUGUUUAAUUAACCUUACUCCUGCUGAAGUGCUCAAUACAUUGAGCCAAAGAUAGAUAAUUUGUUGAAGAAGAGAUCUUCAUCAUUUUCGAAAAUGUAAUAACUUAGCUUCGUAAUUAGAUAUAGAUAUUGAAUUUAAUCAAACGAUACGAAGCCUUGAAGCCUUGGAAGUC